AUUAAUAAGGACCCGCAAUGGAAACCAACGGGCGGGCGUUCCGUAUACUGCGAUGGAUAAGAGGAUAGCCUCUCCUUUAUUCCCGUACCAAACCUAGGCAAUAUGCAGAGAUCGAUCCAACGCAAGCUCUUCUCCUAACCCCUUGGUAAAGUAUGUUACAGGCAACCGCUUCAGAACCCCACACACUCUCUCUCUCUGUCUCUGUGUGUGUGUUAGCUCGAUUAACCUUCUCUAAUAAGACGCACUUCUCUAAUAGGAGGCAUGUAUACGCUCCGGUCAAGGAAUGCUUUUUGACACAAUUUUGGGUUAUGUCAACACUGGGUGACGAUGAAUUAGGCCUGAUACUCAACUGGGUCGACGACCUAUAUGCCAGAAAAUCUCUCUCUGUGGUCUGCAAGCAAUGGCUGAGGGUGGAGGGUCUUACCCGGUUAUCCGUAAGGGUUCUAGACCUCGAUUCCUUUCGUGGUUUCUUACCAAGAUUCCCAAAUUUAGUUACCUUCGAAUGUUCACGGCGGAUCACCGAUGACGGCCUUAGAUUCUUGGCCCAAACAUGUCCCAAAAUCGAGGCCCUCAACCUUAAUUUGAAACCCCCUCGUGAAAAUUCUGAUGAGUUUGAUCAACCCUGCGAUGAUGUUGGCGACGAUGGUCUAUGUGCUUUAGCAAUCGGAUGUCGCAAGUUGUCGAAAGUUUUGCUGCGAAGGAGGACGAAUAUUGGGGAUGUUGGAGUUGUUUCGCUGAUUAACUUGGCAUCAACUUUGACGAACUUGGAUUUGGGUUGGUGCAAUUUGAUUACGGAUCAAGCUCUUGCAGCGAUUGGGGAGGCAAGUUCUCUCACUAUUUUGAAUUUGGAAGGGUGUUCUUUAAUUACAGAUGGUGGGGUAACUUCUUUGGCAACAAUGGCUUUGUCGAGGUCUUUGAAAAAGUUGGUCCUGGCAGAAUGUGAUCAAAUUAGCGAUUAUGGGGUGUCCCUUUUGCAGCAAAUGUAUUGCUUGGAGGAGCUAAAUAUGGCCGAAUGCGGGCCAAAAAUCACUGAUAUUGGAGGCGUGGCAAUUGCUACAAUUCAAACCCUCAGGAGACUAAAUAUUUCUUGGUUAAUUAAUGUAUCAGAUCCAACACUUUUCGCACUUGCUGAGAACUGCCAGAAACUGGUUGCGGUUGAUUUUACGGGCUGCGAGUUAAUAACUGGAGCUGGAAUUCGUGCCUUCUCAAAUCAUACCUGUUUAGAAACUCUAGUGUUUCCUUCAUGUUACAACAUCGGUGUUCAUGAUUUGGAAAAUGUGGUGCGUGGAUGUCGCUCAUUGAGGUGUGUUGUGCUGGAUAAAAGACUGAAAACGUGGGUAACACCAAUGAUGCAAGAGUACAUUAGCAUAUUCUGUGGUCUAUAUUGGAGGUGAUCAAUAAAUAAAGAACAUUUAUUUAGUUGGUUUGGAUCAUAUCAAGGCUAGUGAAAGUUUGUUUCAUUCCCUGCUCCUUAAUGUGGGGUCUGCAAAGACACUCAGCAUGCAGGAUCAAUCAAAGCUCAUGAAGGGGCAGCUUUAGCAAAAUUGAAGUUAAAAGAACAACAACACACGAGGUUUCCACUUUCUUGCUCUUCAUUCUUUGAGUUCAAGUGGCUGUCGUUGAGAUGGAGUGCAAUUAGUUGGUGUUAUAAUAUACAAAUUGCUGUCUUCAUUGAUGAUUGAGGUGUAAAUGGAGUUUUUGGAGAACUUCUGUGGAUGAAUGAUGAAUCAAUUUCCAGAUUACCUCUA
Carya illinoinensis is the source of this 1748-nucleotide messenger RNA. Its product is annotated as F-box/LRR-repeat protein 4-like. Lineage: Eukaryota; Viridiplantae; Streptophyta; Magnoliopsida; Fagales; Juglandaceae. The record is from RefSeq and is a predicted model, not a curated record. The transcript is spliced from 3 exons. Gene Ontology annotation, molecular function: protein binding. Gene Ontology annotation, biological process: SCF-dependent proteasomal ubiquitin-dependent protein catabolic process. Gene Ontology annotation, cellular component: SCF ubiquitin ligase complex. The coding region runs from base 153 to 1394 and encodes 413 amino acids.